AUGUCACGCAAAGGAGGCUUUUCGGCCGUGAAUAUGUUGCUUUACGCGCUGGCAAUUUUCAUGUUGCCUUUGCUUGCGCCGACUCAGGCAUCUGAGGAGGUUGAAAACUACGGCCCUGUCAUUGGUAUUGAUUUGGGUACCACGUACUCGUGCGUCGGUGUGAUGCAGAGUGGUCGGGUUGAAAUUUUGGCUAACGACCAGGGUAACCGUAUCACCCCCUCAUAUGUCGCCUUCAAGGAUGGUGAGCGUCUUGUUGGCGAUGCCGCCAAGAACCAGGCCGCUUCCAACCCUCCUGGUACCGUUUUCGACAUCAAGCGUAUCAUUGGACUCAAGUUCAAGGAUAGCUCGGUGCAAAGCGAUAUCAAGCGCUUCCCCUUCAGUGUGAUCAACAAGGAUGGCAAGCCCGUUGUCGAGGUUGACUUCAAUGGGCCCCGGCAGUUUACUCCCGAGGAGAUCUCUGCCAUGGUUCUCGGUAAAAUGAAGGAGAUUGCCGAGGACUACCUUGGUCAGAAGGUCACCCACGCCGUUGUUACUGUCCCUGCUUACUUCAAUGAUGCUCAGCGUCAGGCUACUAAGGAUGCCGGUACUAUUGCUGGUUUGACUGUCCUGCGUAUUGUUAACGAGCCCACUGCCGCUGCUAUCGCUUAUGGUCUAGACCGCAAGGACGGCGAGCGUCAGAUUAUUGUCUACGAUCUCGGUGGUGGUACUUUCGAUGUUUCUUUGUUGUCUAUUGAUAACGGUGUCUUUGAGGUCUUGGCCACUGCUGGUGAUACCCACUUGGGUGGUGAGGACUUUGACUACCGAGUUGUCAACUACUUCAUCAAGAAGUACAACAAGGAGAACAACGUGGAUGUCCGCAAGAACGCCAAGUCUGUUGGUAAAUUGAAGCGCGAGGUUGAGAAGGCCAAGCGUAUUCUUUCCAGCCAAAUGUCUACUCGUAUUGAGAUCGAAUCCUUCUUUGAUGGUGAGGAUUUUAGCGAGACCCUCACUCGUGCCAAGUUCGAGGAGAUUAACGGCGAGCUUUUCAAGAAGACUCUGAAACCCGUUGAGCAGGUUCUUAAGGAUGCUGGUGUUCGCAAGAACGAGAUUGACGAUAUUGUUUUGGUCGGUGGUUCUACUCGUAUCCCCAAGGUUCAGGAGCUGUUGGAGGACUUUUUCAACAAGAAGGCUUCCAAGGGCAUCAACCCUGAUGAGGCUGUUGCUUACGGCGCUGCAGUUCAGGCAGGUGUUUUGUCUGGCCAGGAUGGUGUUGAGGAUAUCAUUUUGCUUGACGUCAACCCCUUGACUUUGGGUAUUGAGACCACCGGUGGAGUCAUGACCAAGCUCAUUAACCGCAACACUCCUAUCCCCACCAAGAAGAGUCAGAUCUUCUCUACUGCUGCUGACAACCAGCAGACUGUUCUUAUUCAGGUUUAUGAGGGUGAGCGUACUCUGUCCAAAGACAACAACUUGUUGGGCAAGUUCGAGCUUACUGGCAUUCCCCCUGCUCCUCGGGGUGUUCCUCAGAUCGAGGUCACUUUUGAGCUCGACGCUAACGGAAUCUUGAAGGUUUCUGCUGUCGAUAAGGCCACUGGUAAGUCCAACUCCAUUGUCAUUACCAACGACAAGGGUCGUCUUUCCAAGGAGGAGAUCGAGCGCAUGGUUGAGGAGGCUGAGAAGUAUGCUGAGCAGGAUAGUGAGCUCCGCAACCGCAUUGAGGCCCGUAACGGCUUGGAGAACUACGCCCACUCGUUGCGUACCCAGCUCGGUGAUAGCCUCAAGGGCCUCAGCGCCGACGAUAAGGAGGUUCUUCAGGACGCCAUCAAGGAGGCUAUCAGCUGGCUCGAUGAGUACGGUGCUGACGCCACUUCCGAAGAGCUUGAGGAGCAGAAGCAGAAGCUGUCUUCCGUUGCAUACCCCAUCACUUCUAAGCUUUACGAGGAUGCCGAGGACGGUGGCUCUUAUGGCGCUGAUGAGGAUGAUGAGUACGGCGACUGGGACGACCACGAUGAGCUCUAA
Messenger RNA from Wickerhamiella sorbophila, 1998 nucleotides. RefSeq names its product glucose-regulated. The record is from RefSeq and is a predicted model, not a curated record. Gene Ontology annotation, biological process: cellular response to unfolded protein; endoplasmic reticulum unfolded protein response; protein refolding. Gene Ontology annotation, cellular component: endoplasmic reticulum chaperone complex; nucleus; endoplasmic reticulum lumen. NCBI's taxonomy places the organism in Eukaryota, Fungi, Ascomycota, Dipodascomycetes, Dipodascales, Trichomonascaceae. Gene Ontology annotation, molecular function: heat shock protein binding; ATP binding; ATP-dependent protein folding chaperone. The transcript has a single exon. Bases 1 to 1998 code for a protein of 665 amino acids.